Messenger RNA from Cucurbita maxima (winter squash), 2265 nucleotides. RefSeq names its product probable galacturonosyltransferase-like 1. The transcript is spliced from 2 exons. NCBI's taxonomy places the organism in Eukaryota, Viridiplantae, Streptophyta, Magnoliopsida, Cucurbitales, Cucurbitaceae. Bases 1058 to 2080 code for a protein of 340 amino acids. Gene Ontology annotation, cellular component: Golgi apparatus. Gene Ontology annotation, molecular function: glycosyltransferase activity. The record is from RefSeq and is a predicted model, not a curated record.
UCUCUACUGCUCUUAUUUUAUGCACUACUUGUGAUAUGUGUUUCCUGUUUUUUGGUGAAGAAGUUCAGAAUAUACAGAUGGGUUUCUGCUGCACAUGGUUCGUGAAAUACGUCGUUCUGAUCGAAAGGAGCAGGACAAGGAUCAGGAUCAUCACCCCUUGAUACCAUGUUGGGAACUAGUAGGUCAGUGAUUGUGGCUUUCAAGAUAUUUUUUGUUUGAUUUAUAGGGAAUGACCUAACAGAAGCAGGUGAUCUUUAAGCUGGAUGGUACUUGAACCAUGUUUAUCAGAAGAAUGCAGAGAAAAAGGGUAAGUGCUUGUUAUUAAUGUUAGAUAUCAGCUGAAAUUAUAAUAUAGUAAUGUGGCUCGUAGUGCCUUGGAGAAGAACGUUCUUUGUUUGAGUUCGAAGUCUACCUUGCAUUGGGCGAGACCCUAUCUCCUUUUUUUCUUUUUCUUAUUUCCAUAUGGUGAAUCACUUGUGAAGUCAACUGAACAUCGUGUCUGCUUUAACUUCACCCGUCACUCGCGUCGUGUAGUUUAACAAGACUAACAAGUGGUCAACUGAAUUUAUGUAUGGGUAACUAUUUCUUAGUUGCAAUACAAUUAUUUUUUUAUUCUUCCUCUACUCACCACUACGGGCGAAUGGAAUCUAAUGCACUCUUUCUUGGCUAGUGUAACAGACUCCAUGAGAGGUCAUUCGGAAGGGUUCCGAAUAGUUCGAUUUUGGAGUAUGGUAGUUGACACGUUAUUUAUUUUUAGCUGUUGGUCGGUUAUUGUUCAUCAUUUUGAAGACCAGACAAUAUGGAAAUUGCUUAGGAUGCCCCUUUUCUAUUAAUUGUAACAUUUAUCAUAACAUAAUUCAUAAUUAAAACUUAAAUCUAUGAAGAGCUCUUAAAACAAAAAACCAUUUUUGUUGUUGUUGGAAUAUUUUCUGAAAUCCCAUUUGAAAGCUAAAGCUACUCACCACCGGCCGGUCGCCAUCUCUCUCAUUCUCACCUUACACAUAAAACCCAUCGCUUAGCUUUCCUCCUUCCUCACUUCCCCUCGCCGGCCGCCGUCAUGUUUAAACCUCCUGCCGCCCUUCUCUUCUUCAUUUUCUCCUUGACUGCCGUCAAUGCCACCGUUCUAUUCAAGGAGGCACCCCAAUUCUACAACUCCCCUGACUGCCCCUCUGUUUUCGACGGUGAGGAAAACACCAACCGUCUCUGCUCGGACGAUGGCAUCCACGUUGCGAUGACAUUGGACACCGCUUACAUCCGGGGCUCCAUGGCGGCGAUCCUCUCCGUUCUGCAACAUUCGUCCUGUCCCCAAAAUGUAAUCUUCCAUUUUGUUUCCUCUGCUUCUGCAAAUGCUCUGUCUCUACACGCCAUCAUUUCCACCUCCUUUCCUUAUCUUAAAUUCAAAAUCUACCCCUUCGACGAUGUCGCUGUGUCCCGUUUGAUCUCCACCUCCAUCCGCUCUGCCUUGGAUUGUCCAUUGAACUAUGCUCGUAGCUACUUGGCUGACCUCCUCCCCAUCUGCGUCCGCCGUGUCGUCUAUCUCGAUUCCGAUAUAAUCCUCGUUGACGACAUCGCUAACCUUGCCAACACUCCUCUUAACGACGCCGUCCUCGCUGCCCCUGAGUACUGCAACGCCAAUUUCACGGCCUAUUUCACUCCCACUUUCUGGUCCAAUCCCUCUCUGUCUCUCACCUUCGCCAAUCGCAGCCCCUGUUACUUCAAUACCGGUGUCAUGGUCAUCGACCUCUCCCGGUGGCGCCUUGGCGACUUUACCGCCGAAAUCGAAGAAUGGAUGGAGCUUCAGAAGAGAAUGAGGAUCUACGAGCUUGGAUCUCUACCGCCGUUCAUGCUUGUUUUCGCCGGAAACAUCGUCCCCGUCGACCACCGGUGGAACCAGCACGGCCUCGGCGGGGAUAAUUUCCAGGGACUCUGCCGGGAUCUACACCCGGGUCCGGUGAGCCUGUUGCAUUGGAGUGGAAAGGGGAAGCCAUGGGCCCGGGUGGAUGCGAACCGGCCGUGUCCGUUGGACUCUCUAUGGGUCCCUUAUGAUCUGUUGCAGACUCCAUUUUCGUUGGAUUCUUGAUUGGUUGAAGCUCGUGAACAGGGUUUGGGGUUUAAAGAUUACAGGGGAAGGCGUCGGAGAAGUUUUAAUCGGCCGGAAACAGAGAAAUAAUGUAUUUUUAAAAAGGGAAGUUAUAAUGUAUGAUCAAUUUUAUGUCUUUGAAAGGUUAUAUAGCAUAGAUUUUGAUAUAAUCAAUUUUUUUGGAU